Molecule: messenger RNA, 7431 nt
Organism: Octopus sinensis (East Asian common octopus)
Lineage: Eukaryota; Metazoa; Mollusca; Cephalopoda; Octopoda; Octopodidae
Product: unconventional myosin-IXAa
Exons: 48
Coding region: 346-7173 (2275 amino acids)
Biological process (GO): intracellular signal transduction
Cellular component (GO): myosin complex
Molecular function (GO): GTPase activator activity; ATP binding; protein binding
Source: RefSeq, a predicted model, not a curated record
CCAUUCAUUCAUACAUAUAUUAGCGCAUAUAUACACACACUCAUUUAUGUAUAUAUAAAUAUAUUUAUAUAUGUAAAUGAAGAUCGGUGAUCGUCAUGGAGCUAGGAGUUAUCCAGAUGACUCCACUUAAUAUUCUUCUACAAGACACUGUAAUAAUUCGCCAUAGAACGACGAGGUCCUAAUGAAAGAAGCACCGAGGAAUUCUUGAGGAAUAUAAAUAUGAUGUCAGUAAUUAAAUUUCAAGAUAAAACAAAUGAAAAGAGUCCUUUGAAGAUGUCUUUGGCAUCUCAUCGGUGGAAAGACAAAAUAAAUCGGCUCUUGUAGAUAACGAAGAAACUCAUCCAGAUGAUGGAUCUACAUGGCAUUUGCCUCUAUACGGGGCAGCUGAGCCUCGAAAAUGACUUUAUAACGGUGGAGGCAGAGAAAACCACCCUGGCAGCCGACGUCAUCAAGAUGGCUGUUAAAAAGUUAAAACUGGGCAACCCAGAAAAUUUUGAAGUUGCCGAGGUCUUUUGUUCUGGUGGUCAGUUGUGCAAAGAAAGAUGUGUGGAUGCUACUGAGAACCCGGUUCGCAUCCAGCUACUAUGGCCCAAAGUGCUCAACGAGGACAGUUAUUCGAGUCAGGGCACAACUGGCUACCGAUUUUAUAUUAGGAAAAAAGAUGUUGAUUUUUCUAGUCGAAGUCUUUCUUGGUUAGAUAACAGACAUGCUAGCCCUGUCGAUACUUUUCUUACAACAUUCCUGAAGCAACCGACGAGCAACAAGGAGUACCCGGAUUUGUGUAGUUUGCCAGAUUUGAAUGAGAAGACAUUAUUAGAUAACAUCAGGGCCAGGUUUUAUAAUGGAAACAUCUACACCUAUGUGGGAUCAAUUUUGAUAGCAGUGAAUCCAUUUAAGUUUUUUCCAAUUUACAACCCCAAAUAUGUUAAAAUGUAUCAGUAUAAGUGGCUGGGAGAUUUGCCACCUCACAUAUUUGCUAUAGCGGAUGCUGCUUUUUCCACAAUGUUACGGACUAGGAAAAACCAGUGUAUUGUGAUAUCUGGAGAGUCGGGCUCAGGGAAAACGGAAAGUACCAACUUACUUCUUCAUCAUUUAACUGCAUUAAGUCAAAAAGGAAAUCAUGCUACUGGGGUAGAACAAACCAUUCUUGGAGCAGGACCUGUGCUUGAGGCAUUUGGAAAUGCAAAAACGGUACAUAAUAAUAAUUCUAGUCGGUUUGGGAAAUUUAUCCAAGUUAAUUACAAAGAAUAUGGAAUGGUUCAUGGUGCUAUUGUGGAGAAAUACUUAUUGGAAAAAUCUAGAAUUGUUUCUCAAGCAAAAAAUGAAAGGAAUUACCAUGUCUUUUAUUAUCUUCUGAAAGGAGCCUCUGCAGAAGAACGAAGUUUUCUUCAUUUACACGAUGCCACGGAGUAUCAUUACCUUUCUCAGAGUAACUGUUAUACUGUUGAUGGUGUCGAUGAAGAGCAUGAAUUUGCCCGUUUAAAGCAGUCUAUGGAAAUGGUUGGUUUUUCUACUGAAAGACAGCACAGGAUUUUCUCUGUGUUGUCUGCUGUGUUACAUCUUGGUAACGUGGAGUUCAAAAAGAAAGGAGAUCUCCACCAUGAUGAAUCUGUAGUGAUUAGGAACGAAGCUGUUAUCACUGUGAUAUCUAAUUUACUGAAGGUGAAGGAAACGACACUUAUUGAUGCCUUAACCCAGAAAAGAACCGUUGCUGGAGGAGAGACAGUUUUUAUGAACUACAAAAUGGAAGAUGCAAUCGCUACCAGAGACGCACUUGCUAAAUGUUUAUAUGGUGUGCUCUUUGACUGGAUCGUACUGAAGGUCAACCAUGCUCUCCUUGCCAAACGCCACAACAGCGAACAUCAGGUAGACUUCUCCCCUGCCCCGUCUUGCACCCGGUAUGAUCAGAACCCCCCCUACACACAGGGAAAUUCUAUUGGAGUUCUGGAUAUAUUUGGUUUUGAAGACUUUCAUAAAAAUAGCUUUGAGCAGUUUUGUAUUAAUUAUGCAAACGAACACCUCCAGUAUUAUUUCAACCAACACAUCUUCAAGUUGGAACAGGAAGAGUACCAACGAGAAGGAAUUCAGUGGAAAAAUAUUGAAUUUAUUGACAAUACUGGUUGUCUGGAACUUUUUUCUAAAAAACCUAAUGGUCUUUUCUGCUUGCUAGAUGAAGAGUGCAAUUUUCCUGGUGCUAGUAAUGACACCCUAUUGUCCAAGUUCAACCGUCAUCAUAAGGGCAAACCUUAUUAUGAGGUGCCCCAACUUCGGGAAGGUGCCUUCGUGGUUGUCCAUUAUGCUGGCAAAGUCAAGUACAGCACAGUGGAUUUCCGAGAGAAGAAUUCUGACCUCAUACGUACUGAUAUUGUCGGAGUUCUCAAGAACAGUAGUUCGGUUUUUGUCAAAGAACUACUUGGAGUUGAUCCAGUCGCUAUUUUGCGGUGGGGAUUGCUGAGAGCAUUCUUCAGAUGUGUUGCUGCCUUUAUUUCUGCUGGUAAAGAAUACCAACGGGAUGGAAAAUCCAGGAAACCUCCAAAGAAGACGAAUGAAACAUCUCACCGAGAAAGUUGCAAAUUAUCUAGUGAUAAUUUAUUAAGGUCAGAUUUGCAAAGGACAUGCUGUAGUAAUUUGGGUAAUAAAUUAUUCAACAGUUUAGAGAGUAUACGGCAUGCUGGGAAUGGUGACCUGCUACCAGUCAAUGGUGUAUCCUCUCCUCCUUCCAGAGAGAGAACAGCACUGCCACUGCAUGAGAACCAAACGACCAGUAUUGCAUGUCCUUUCUCUACAAAACACAAGCAAGUCACGACUGCUACUACAGCUGCUGCUAUUAACACUACUACUCAUACUACUACUAAUUCUUCCAACGCAACUCCUCCUCAUCCUCUUACCACUGCUACUGACCAUUUUGCUGUCUCGCAUCCAACAUCUUGUCCCAGUGGCAGCAGAGUGUGUGGUGUCAUUGGCAGCAGUACAGACAGCUGUCAUCAUAGCCAUACCCUGGGUCACAACAAGAUGACUGAUCAUGUAAUUACCAGUCCUGUAGAGAACUAUCUACCAGUAGCUGAUGCCCUCGUCAUUAUGAAGGCACAGCAGGUGAUUAAGAAAAACAAGUGUACGAAAUCCAAGUACAGACAAAGUGUUAGCUACAGAGAUGUCCGGACGUUGAAGACGAUUGCAACACGUACUAUGAUUGGAGGUGGAAGGUUUCCUUUCAAAAAGCAACCCCCAAGUGUCAGUGCUCAAUUUCAGUGGUCCCUCUCCAGGCUGAUGGAAACUCUAAGUCAAGGCAACCCAUUCUUUGUACGUUGUAUCAAGUCUAAUUCUGAAAAGGCUCCUUGUCAGUUUGAUGAUGACCUAGUUCUACGUCAGCUCCACUACACAGGCAUGUUGGCUACCGUGAAGAUUAGACAAUCUGGAUACAACUACCGACUCACAUUUGAUGAAUUCAUUCAUCAGUAUAAAAUUAUUCUUCCAAAUGGUCUUCUGAGUUCAAAGGAAGAUGUAAAGAAAUUCUUGGAAUGCAUGGAUCUGAAUCAAGAGAAUUAUCAGAUUGGAAUUACUAAAGUAUUUCUGCGAGAGGUGGAGAAAGUGCGGCUUGAUGAGGCUUUACAUCGGGCAAUUAUGCAACGAGUGAUAACCAUACAACGAUGGAUGAAAGCCUUGUUGGAACGACAAAAUUUCAUCAAGCAACGAGCUGCUGCCUUGAAUAUUCAGUGUCAUGUAAGGCGAUUCUUGGCCCAGAGAAAGCUGGCUCACAAGAAGCUGGAACGAGAUGCUGCUAUAACUAUACAGUCUGCUGUUCGUAUGAUGAUAGCACGGAAGAAGUUUUUGAUUGUCCAACAAUCUGUUACUCUUGUGCAGCCUUUUAUCAGAGGAUGCCUGGCUCGGAAAAGGGUAACAAAGUUGUUGGAAGAAGCUCGUCAGAAGAAGAUCACAGAGCAGCAGGAUUGGCAGUCAUCGAUUAGUGAUGAAGGGAUCCUGACGAAAGGAUUCAGCGCUGAAGAACUGGAACUUGACACAGAACACCGACAUGUUCAAAGGCAUGAUUCUGAGGAGAGUAGUGGUAUUCUAGAAGAUUCCGAGACCGAAGCAGUCUCAAGCAGCACUAGAGGCAACACUGAUCCAGUAAUCUCUCCUGUUCAUACUCCAGCAUCUCCUGAAGAAGAAAAAAUCAAUAAUGUUCCUUUUAUUGCAAAGAAGCCUUUUAAUGCUGGCCCUCUUGAGAAACGGCCCUUAUCAAGUUCAUUUUUGGACCAGCGUUUUGACUACUCACGAUUAUUUUGUAAUGAUCAGAGAUCAAACGAUCAGGUGCAAGAAAUGGCUCAAGCGUUCCAACGGAAAUCUGAAUCUUCACUCCAUGACUGUGAUUGGUUAGACGGAAGGCAUAAAGUGACCAAGUCGCGUUCUGCUGAGAUACCACAGACUAACAACGGAAAAGCGAAGGGAUUGCUGAAGCAGAAGCUGGGCCCUUCGUCGUCAGGUGGUGUUGGCGUUGGCGGCAUCUCCAGAGAAGGAGCCGGCGGAGUACGUAGUGGAGGAGGAGGAGGAGGAGUAGGCGGUGGUGGAGGAGGAGGAGGAGAGGUCUUGAACAAGACGAAGAAUAAGCCGCAGGCACCACUAGCAAGACAGGAGUCCUUGUCAGAUUUGACAUCUUCUCCCAGUGGAUCGUACUCUUUGCCCUAUGACGCACCUUUGCUGUUGACCAUUUUGCUGCCAUUACAGCACCAUGGAUUAAAGCAUUCUCGAGAUUUAUCGUCAUCAGCACUAUUUCCGCUAAUAUCACCUGAGAAGCAAGGUAAUAAUGAACGUGCUUCCAUGUUUGUGUACGAGAAACAAUCAACUGAAGGCGGUGGAGAAAAGUCUGUCAUCAACAUAAGCCCAUUCCGUCGUGCCCGGAAACAUUUCAAGAAUAUAAUGGGAGAUCUCAAGGAAUCGAAGCCAUGCAAUGCUUCGUACCAUUUGAUGCGACAUACAAGGUCCACCAUUCAGGUUAUUAAGGAUAAAAGUAAUCGUAAAGGAGGUAGGAAGGAUAUCCCCUAUGAUGAUAGUGAUGAUUCGAUUCCAGAUGAUCUUCAAGCGAAAAUGCAACGACCUCUUGAAAUUGGUGCCCCGACAAACCUGGAAUAUUCACCUACUUUCGGGCAUGAUGAAAUUCUCCAAACCAGCAGCUAUGGCAUCCAAGUGCCCUGCGGUCCAGUUCUUAUGGAUGGACGCAGAGCAAGCUCCAAUCGGAAGAAACCCCAUCGACGUGGAAUGCGUAGCAAGUCUGACAUGAAGAUGCCGCCCACAAACUGGAGUGUGGCAGGCACCUCCCAGUGGCAAUAUCCUGAAGAACUCAUGGUCUCUGAUAUCCGGGAAUUGCAGUUGCUUGAUGAAUUUAUUUACAAAAAGCUAAUGAACCUCAGUCUGUACAACAGUCAACGAGAUACUAUCUGUGAUGUAGUUUUUAAAAAAUCUCUCAAAGAAUUUCAUCGAGACCUGACAGCUUGUUUGUCAAUUGCAAUGUUGAAAGACGUAGUGACCACUCAGUACAGGUACAGAGAUUUAAUGAACAAUUUUGAACAGGUGUUACAAGCACAGGUGAAAAAUGUAGGAACCAAUGCUGCUUUCCCAGUGACAAUGGGGGUCAAUGCUUUCCGUGGCUUCUUAGAUGAAUUCAUGAAGGAGAGUAAAGAAAUCCGGCGAAAAGAAAAGAAGGAAGAGAGAAAAACUGAAUCCAAAUCUACGAAAAAAGAGCGCCAGAAGAAAGAUAUGUUGGAGUAUUUGGGACACAAAUUCCUUACAGUUCAAUUCAACAUUCCAACUUUCUGUGAGCUAUGUUCAUCAAUUAUAUGGAUCAUGGAAAAGGGUUUUGUAUGUCAAGUUUGUAAAUAUACAUGUCACAAAAAAUGUUGUUUUAGAUCGACAACUUCUUGUAAAGGUAUUCCGACUCCCCGGGCCAAUGAUGGUUCAGUUGGAAACAACCAAGUGUUUGGCUUUCCUCUUGAGUCUUUGAUAACUGAUGGAGAAAAUGUGCCUUUGGUCGCUGAAAAGUUAAUCUCAGCUAUAGAACUACACGGUCUUUAUACAGUUGGCUUAUACCGAAAAUGUGGUGCCGCUGCCAAAGUGAAGCAGUUGAAGAAUGCAGUAGAUGAAGAAGGUAUUGAAAAUGUAGACUUAGAUGAAUAUCCAAUUCACGUACUCACCACGACGUUGAAGUGUUUCUUCCGCGAGCUUCCAGAACCCCUUUUAACAUACGAUCUUUAUGAUGAUUUCAUUCAAGCCUCAGAAAUCAAAGAGUCGGUAGAGGCCAUCCAAGCUUUGUAUGCAGUUACAGAACGUCUUCCCAAAUCUAACUACCAUUUAUUUGAACGUCUCAUAUUCCAUCUUGCCCGUGUGGCCCAACAUGAAGACAGUAACAAGAUGUCUGCCAAUGGAUUGGCAAUCAUUUUCGUUCCCUGUCUUCUGCGAACCAACAAGAAAAUGCAAGCACAAGAAUCUCUCCAGCAAGUGCCCAAACAAUCUCAAUGUAUAGAAAGCAUAAUUUCUGAACAGCUGCGGAAAUUAAAGGCCACGCUAGCCGAUAUCAGCACCUUGAACACUGCUCAAGCCACUGCCAACGACCGAUUAAUUUAUGUUAGAGCAAGUAUUAAGAGCCCCAAGCCUGGUGAAUCACCUGAAGAGGAGUUUGUAGAAGCAGUUGAAUCUCCAAGUCCUGACAAUCUCGGUCUCUUUGAUGCCAGAGCAGAAGAACUUGCUCUGUCUGCUCAUAUAGAAUGCAUUCAGAAGGAGAAAGAAGAUCUUACAUGCAACCUGCCACGACUGGAGUGUCAACAGUUGAGCUCUGACGAUGAGUCUAAUAGUGUGGAGGGCUUACUGUCAAAUGCACCUGACUGCACUGAUGCAGAUGAAACCAACGAAGAAUAUGCUGUUACCUUUGAUCUUCCAGUUAACCCACCUAGUCGUUUAAAACACCUGAACAAACGACGAGUCGCAGUUCCCCACAGACAUUUACCAUCUAAAUAUCGAACUCGUAAACCGAGCGACACCCGCUCGCACCACCACCGCCCCCAGCCUAACUUCCCAAUCCAAAUCAUCGCCAACUCCGGCGGCUACAGAAGAAUGCGUAAUGCUGGUCUUGUCCUCUCCCUGGAACGUUUGGACGACGUCCAAGAAGAUGAAAUCAUGGUCUGAAAAAAACCUGUCCCCCCUUGCCCGCACACUCACCUGGCCUCUCCCCCCUUGCUGACUUGCGUCACCGUGGCAGCAAGUUGUUUUGGAUUGACAAACGUAUAAGGAGUACGACGACAACAAGAACAACAUCAAUAAUGACAAUGAUGAUGAUGAUGAUGAUGAUAAUAAUAAUAAUAAUAAUGUGCCUCUAUGGAACUUGUUCGAUACAUACAUAGACACACUCAUGCGUGCGCACACAGUCAUACAUACACAGACACA